Messenger RNA from Wyeomyia smithii (pitcher-plant mosquito), 586 nucleotides. RefSeq lists its product as uncharacterized. Lineage: Eukaryota; Metazoa; Arthropoda; Insecta; Diptera; Culicidae. The coding region runs from base 17 to 586 and encodes 189 amino acids. The transcript has 3 exons. The record is from RefSeq and is a predicted model, not a curated record.
AUCGAACAGACUAGAAAUGAUGCUGUUGGGCUUACUUUUAAUGUUAUCAUACUGUUUCCAUUCCAGUUCCUCAAUAGUCACCCCCAACGGUAAUGACAAAGAUCUAAGAAAUGAAUGCGACGCCAACGCUCCGAUGGUGGUUCCAAACUUCAAGGCCAAUUGGUUCAAGGCAACCGAGUACUGCCACUAUUUGGGACGCAACCUGGUAAUUGUCACCUCAGCAGAAAAGCAGGAAGCGAUCACCAAAGUGCUGAAAGAGACGGACAAGUUCGGAAAUAACUCUUUCUGGAUCGGUGGUAGCGAUUUGGCUGAAUUGGGAAAUUUCCACUGGCAUUCGACUGGCACUCGAAUCGUUUGGAACAACUGGAGCGAAUUGUUGCCACUGCCAACGUCUGAUGACGCCCGGAACGACGAUCGGUGUGUGCUACUGGGCAACCAGACCGAACUGGGUGGUUUCAAGUGGGCGACAGACCUGUACCACGAUGUGAAGCUUGGUGUGAAUGCAUGUACUGCUUUCAUAUUUUUUGCAGUGGGUCGCAAGAGAAAAGAGAGAAUGCCAGCAACUGUCAAACGGCCACCAAAAUGA